AUGAACUUACCUUCAGGAGCAUUACCAUCAAAAAAUUUCUAUAAUGAAUUGGAAACUACCUUUAACGAAUUAGGAGAACAUGAUGUUAAAUGUAAUUCAGAUUAUUUACAAUACUCAGAACCAAAUAUUAUAAAAAUUUGUGCAACGCUUGUAAAAUAUCUAAAUACUAACCCUGAAAAUGAAAGAAAUUUGAAGGAUCAGCAUUGUAACCUUUUGAGCCUUUGGAUAUAUGAACAACUGUUUAAAUAUUUUCCAGAUGAGGCUAAUAGACUUGUUUUAAGCGAUAUUUUUGCAAAUCGCAAUGAUUUACAAGUCGAUAAAUGCUUGCGUGAUGUAAUUGUACUUUCAUACGAUAACUGGAAAGAGCGUAAGGAUCUUUAUGAUUAUUGUGUCGAUUAUCAUGAAUUUAAUUUUUUAAAUGAUUUUAGUGAUGAAAAAUGCAAGGAAUAUGAAAAAUACAUCGAAGAAAAAUCUCCACUCUAUGAUAAAUAUGACAGUUUAUAUAUGCAAGCAUAUGAGAAGGAUGUUUUUUAUAAGAAAUGUAAAUAUUACAACCCGAAAAAACGCAAUACCUAA
This is a messenger RNA of Plasmodium cynomolgi strain B, 576 nucleotides long. RefSeq lists its product as hypothetical. The record is from RefSeq and is a predicted model, not a curated record. The transcript is spliced from 2 exons. The coding region runs from base 1 to 576 and encodes 191 amino acids. NCBI's taxonomy places the organism in Eukaryota, Apicomplexa, Aconoidasida, Haemosporida, Plasmodiidae.